AUGGCCCCGGGCCGACCGAGCAACUCCAAGCGCAAGCGCUCUAGCAUCCCCGACUCUCACGAAGAUACCUCAACCCCGCCUAAGCGCCGGAAGUCCAGCGCCGGCCGCCGCCCAAAGCCAAGAACCGCUGAUCCCGCCCCAUUUUCGCUCGAGUCAGAGGACGUGUGGAAAGCCAACGCCAUUCUCCAGGAGAAGGGAAACCAAUACCUGAUUGACUGGGCCAACCAUCCCGAAACCAACGAGUCCUAUCCGCCCAGCUGGGAGCCCAAGAGGAACGCGAACAAGCAGCUGGUCGACGAAUGGAAGCGGAGAAAAAGUGCAUCCAAGAAAAGUGCAUCAAAGGACCGCAAGCAGGCCGACGAGGAAUCCGAAUCCACGCCCGCGCCCGCGCCCGCACCCGCGCCCGCCCCGCCCGCUUCCACGCCCAGCCCCGCCGCACCUGCGGCUCCGCUUCUCACCACCAACCCUGCACCCGCGCCGCAGCCUGACACUACUCCGCGCCGCGCACCACGCGUUCCAAACCGCAGGGUUAUCCCGAGUUCAUCGCCGGAGCUGGGUCCCGCAUCAGACCAACUUCUUACAGACAGCUCUGCCCCGGGCAACGACUGGCGGGAUAUACCGGAGAUAGAGCCACGGGAUACUACGUCUCGUGCUGAACCUGCGGUACUAAUCACUCGGCCUGCUGACUUCAACUUCUCCGACUACGACCUCAUCACCGCAUCACAGGUCCCUUGGGAGUCCCAAACUUCUCCGAAAUCUUCACAGCUUCAACAGAGCUCAUCGGCGGCGGAGCCAUCGCAAGGCUCUGUUGGCUCUCAGCACAAUCCCGAGGACUACAUCAUCCCCGCCGAGAGACUUCUUCAACAGCCCCGAUUUAAAAACACUGCCGUUAUCCCGGAUUCGCAGGAUCUCUCCGGAAAUUCCAGCUACGUUCCAUCCACCCAGACACAAUCGGGUGCUGAAAGCCAAUCAGUUCAGACUCAGUCCCAGCCUCCCGAAUCGACGACCGCCCCACCGCCGCAGGACAGCUCUGCUUCAAGCUCAGCCCAAUUUACCAACCCACAGGACGACGACGACUCCGCACCUAUUGAAGAGAUAGACCCAAUUGAAGACGAGUUAUCUAGCCCGGCUGCCCAUAGUUACCACGAGGAGAGGGCUCCUCCGCCGCGUGAAUCACCUUGGCAGACUGCCAGUUCAGCCUCGUCGCCACCUCCAACAGACUCGCCUGACAAGUCAAUACAGUCUGAAAGCCGUGUAGCGAACACUCAGGUGUCUGUGGAAGCUCACAAUCGCACGCCUUCACCGUUCAACGACGAGCGGGCUCAGAGCCCCGAAGCGGAGGUAUUCUCAAGACCUCUCAGUCCGAAGUCGAAACCAGAGGAGCAAAACCAGCCUUCGCCUGAGAUCCAGGAACGUCAACAAACCACAAACGAGGAACACGGUGUCGAGGAAUCUAGGGGGAGCGGAGAGGAGGACGAUCACGGUCUCACAGGCUCUGAGGAAGUGGAAAGGCCUCAAGAUUGGGAGGUCGUCGCUCUACAGAGCGGAUCAACUGAGGAUCAACCCGUACGCGAAUCGGAAAGUGGAAUAGUUAGUGAAGCUGCGCCCGCCGAUCGAAUCUCACCGGAACAAGGAGAGCAAGUCGUUGGGGCUUUACCCACUAAACAUACCGUAGCGGAACCAGAAGAAAGACUCGCUGCCGAAGUUGCACCGGCUGUUGUUGGAAACGCCCAAGGCAGUGGCCGAGAAUCUGCUCAAGGAGAGCAUCCGGAACAUCAACAACAAUCGACAGGUACGGGUGAAGCCCAGGACUUUGUGACCUGUCCUGAAGGACCUGUGGGUGGUGCUACAAGAUCUUCAUUGCAAGACCAGGCAGAUAUAUCUACACAAGACGUCACAGAUCCUCCUGAGAACACAUCUCACUUCCGGUCCACCCAAACUGAUUUUUCACUUGUCCACGACAUCAACCCAGCCAUUCCAGAGGAACCUGAAGAGCAGACUAACUCGGAGUACCACGCGGAACCGCUACAAGCUGCACAGUACGUCCCAGAGCUGGAUCUGGACGGACCUGAAUCAAGCCAUCGAACGCAGAUUUCAGAACUGGCAAGCUCUGACCAGCACGGCGGUUUCAAGGACACUGAAAUCCCGAGGCGCAAAGAUUCGUCUCAAGAUAACCUAGAGCUGGGUGUCCUUGGUCAAGCCGAUCCCAACAUCGUUCGUCGCCGUUACGAACAAGAAGACUCGGACGAUCUUGCCUCCAAGAAUAUUGUAGCUACCGUCGAGACGCGAUUGGAAUCGCCCAUAAGAAGGGGCUAUUACAGAAAGAUAUCCCGCGGCAUGCCCCAAACUCCGCAACCUAGCAGUGCAACCGGCGGUGCGGAUUCUUCGACACCGGGAUCUCUGACAGAACGACUACGUGAAGUCUACGCUCGAAGUAAGGCUGAGAGGGAAAGGAGAAAAGCCGAAAUCUUAGCUCAGUCCGACGAGGCUUUCCCCAAAUCGCCUUCACUUGGGCCAAGCACACGGUCCCCAUCAGUUAUCCCGCCGAACGGCACAUCGAAUAUGGAGCCACAGUACACUUUAAUUCCAUCGAAUCUCUCGGCCGAAUCUCGGCCCGAUGAAAGUCAUCCCCCUAACGCACAAAACCAUCACUCCAUGCCCGACCAUCAUCAAUCUAACGACACCGAGAUGACUGACGAUAGCACACGCAGCAUCCUACUCGACGACCCCGUCCUCGGGGAGGCUGAGUACAUUAUUGGGCUUUCCAUGGAGGGGUUGCAGGGCGAUCAGUACAGACGAGAGAUCAAAUUUAAGGAGGUGGCCAUCACCCGCUUUCUGGAGGAUGACCCGCCUAGAGAAACAUAUGUCCAGGAAGUCCAGGAGAUGCUCAAGAGAGUGGGCAAUAUCAUCACUCACAUGGAUCUCGGCUUUGCAAACGCGGAUGCAUUGACCCAAUACGGCGAGGAUAACCCCGAUCGGGGUAUGGUGGCUUGGAGUAACAACAGCAGCACCAAGUUUCGCUUCCUGGGAGGUAUCCUUGACCGCCUGCGAAACGCCAAGUUCCAUUUCGUCAUUUUGGGCCACCAGGGAACGUUGAUGGAUAUCAUCGAGAAAUUUGUUAAUGGGCUGGGAAUCCAGUAUUCCCGAGGGGGCCACGUCGACCGCGACGCCUUUGAGGCACGAGAGUCUCUGUUUGUCACCAUUCUUGGCACCGACUUUAACAGUGUGGAUACGGCCAUCCCCGCUGCUCACCUGAUUUUCGCCAUGGACUCAACGGUCCAGUGCCACGACCCGAAGAUCAAGGCCCUCAGGAACCAUCUUCGCGGUUCCAAGGACUCCAUCCCGGUGAUCACGCCCAUUGUUACGAACUCGGUCGAACACGUCGAACGCUGCAUAUCAGCAUCGGUCCAAGGAGCCGUAAGAGAAAGGCUGGUCGUGCGGUUCAUGACAGAGCUCAGGCAGUUGGCUGGCAGGGUCGACGUGUCCACCAAGGCUGAUCAUGCGGUCAAUUUCAUUGUGCCCAGCAUCGAGAAUGAUCUGGAACAUCACGAGGCUUGGCCGCUCCCCCGUAUCAACAGCGUUAAGGACGACGUCCACUUUGACGAGUCAAUGGUGUCUGCAUUGUCCGUUUCGUCUUCGAUUCCCAUUGGGACCUUGAGCCCAUCCGCCGGUCAGAAGAGGCCCCUGGAUGUGGAGAUGGAGGAACCGACCAAAAGGACGCGGAUAACACCACAGCCCGGAACCGACACUAUCGACCCCAAUGAGAUUACCCGCAUCAGCGAUUCUGUUCCUGGUGCUACACAGCUACAACCUCUCCACUCAAGCUCCAAUGCGGAUGUAGGCCUGCGGGCGUAUCGCAAGGACGAAAAGCUUCGGAAGGAGCUCAGGCAGACAAAGGAGCGUUUGAAGGAGUUCGAAGAGGCCUUCGAAAAAUGCCAGACCGAGAAAGAAGGACAAAGGGACAUCAUCCUCAACCUCAAGAGAGAGAACACCGAACUCAAACAGAGCCAAAUCAACGUCAGCAGCCGCAUCCGGACGCAAAACGACACGAUCGACAGCCUCCGGAACGAGCGCAACGCGCUCAAGGAGCAGCUGGACGAAGCCCGCCAGCAGCUGGCCAGCUCGACGGUCCCGGAGGUGGCCGAGCGCGAGCAGCUGCGGCGCGAGCGCGACGACGCGCUGGCCCGGCUGGAGCGCGUGCGCAAGCUGCGCGAGGCCGAGGGCCGCGAGUCCGACUUCUUCCGCUCCCAGUACCAGGACGCGUCCAACGGCGCGGCCGAGCUGUCGGACCGCGUCGCGACGCUCACCCAGCAGGUGCGCGAGCUCGAGCGGCUCAAGGCCGGCGAGCGCGACCGCGCCCGCCGCCAGAGCCUCGCAACCGCCACCGCCGCCUACCAGCAGGAAAUCGACCGCCUGUCGCUCCAGCUGCACGAGCGCACCGCCUCCCUCCAGCUCAGGAACGAUGAGCUCAAGGCCAUUCGCGGCAGGCAGGGCGUCGGCACCCGCGCCGGCAGCGUCCCGCGCAGCCCUAGGGUCGGCGGCGCGCCGGGGAGUAGGGGCGGCAGUCCGGCGCCGAGCGGGCUUGGUGGGCAUGGCAGGUUGGGCGCGUUGAGGAAUAUUAACGCGUGA
This is a messenger RNA of Diplodia corticola, 4629 nucleotides long. Its product is annotated as chromo domain shadow. Lineage: Eukaryota; Fungi; Ascomycota; Dothideomycetes; Botryosphaeriales; Botryosphaeriaceae. The coding region runs from base 1 to 4629 and encodes 1542 amino acids. The transcript has a single exon. The record is from RefSeq and is a predicted model, not a curated record. Gene Ontology annotation, cellular component: HDA1 complex.